CCCAGCUUUAAGGAACAAUUACAAGGAUUUUUAUUCCAAAGAAAUAGACUAUUGCUAUAAGUAUAUGGACUUCGUGUAUGGAUGUGUCUUAUAUUUGCCCUUUUGGUAUUGUAUGAUUCUAUGAGGAUGUUUGAUUGUAUAAAAUAAUUGAAAAAUCUGGGGUUUUGCUUACGCUGAUGACUACGGGCUUUCUUUCCUGUUUCCAUUACCACGCUACUCUGUUGGUUUGCUAUUAUCUUGGAGGCGGCAAACUGGGGGAAGGAACCUUUGAGUUCUUGGCACCUUGGAGGAAGGAGGGAAAAUGGAAGAUUUUACAAGCUCACCUGGCCUUGAAGCAAGAAUAGGAUCUGGUGCCACUGGGAGCAGAGAGGGAUGCUGGGAAAGGACUAUGCAGAAGACCCCAGCAGAAGACGCCACCAACUGGGAGGUCCAGUGCCAACGCUUCAGGCACUUCUAUUACCAAGAGGCUGAGGGACCUCGAGAGGUUUUCAGCCAGCUUCAUGAUCUUUGCCAUCAGUGGUUGAAGCCAGAAAGGCACAGCAAGAAGGAAAUGCUGGACCUGGUGAUCCUGGAGCAGUUCUUGGCCAUCCUGCCCCCAGAGAUGGAGAGCUGGGUCAGGGAAAGCGGGCCGGAGACCAGUUCCCAGGCAGUGGCCCUGGCAGAAGGCUUCCUCCUGAGCAAAAUGAAGGAAGAGCAGAGGCAGGAUCCAGUAGCAGGAGUGGCCACCGAUUUCUCUGAGGCAGAGAAGUCUUCAUCGGACACCAGAGGGCAAUCGCUGUUCAUGGGGGUCAAGCAGGAGUCCGCCCACGAGACCCCCUUGCUGGGUGACGGGUGUGAGAUUAAGACUGAGGAAGAAUUACUCAAGGUGUCAUUGGAAGACGUGGGGUGCCUAGAAAGAGAAGAGCAGAAAUGGGAAAUGGAGGUCAAGCACGAAACUGGGAUGGAGUCUUUGGCUUCUCAAAGUGGCAGCUUCCAGGAGUUCAGCGUCCAGGAAAAAACAGAUGAAGGAAAAGAAAAGGAUGUUUGGGAGAGCAAUAACAAAGCUGAAUCCUGCGAGGUGCCUUUGGAAAGUGCAGGACGUACAGAAGGAGAAGUGCAAAUAUGGAAAGUGGAAAUAAAGCAGGAAAUUUGGAGUGAAUCCUCUGCUUUUCAGAGCAGCAACUUUCAGGAAAUCCCAGCCCUAGAAAAAAGAGGAAAGGGAAAGGAAAGGACAGAUGAAAUAUGGAAAAGCAGAUCCAAGCAAAAACCACACAAGCGGUCACUGGAAGGUUCCAUAUCUAUUGAAAGAGAAGAGGAAAGGCAGAAAACUGGGAUAAGGCAGGAAACCAAGAAGGAAUCCUCUGCAUCUCAAGAUGGUAAUGUCUGUGAAAUCCCACUUCGGGGGAAAAGAGUCAAAGGGAAGGAGAGGAAUAAGUGCCAUUUGUGUGGGAAAAGCUUCAGCUGGAAAUCAAGUCUGAAUGCUCACUUGAAAAUCCACACAAGGGAGAAUCUAUACGAGUGCUCAGUGUGUGGAAAGAGCUUCAUUCAGAGUUCACACUUGACUUCUCAUCAAAGAAUCCACACAGGAGAGAAACCAUAUAAAUGCCUGGAGUGUGGCAAGAGCUUCAUUAAGAGCACAAAUCUCAUUUGCCACCAAAGAAUCCACACCGGGGAGAAACCAUUUACCUGCUCCGAGUGUGGGAAGAGUUUCUGUCAGCGGAUUACCCUCGUUCGACAUCAAAGAACCCAUGUGGGGGAGAAGCUGUACACUUGCCUGGAAUGUGGGAGAAGUUUUAGCCAGAAAGAUGAACUUGCUGGCCAUCAAAGAAUUCAUACAGGAGAGAGACCAUUUAAGUGCCUGGAGUGUGGAAUUAGCUUCAGUCGGAAUACGAGUCUUAGUUCGCAUCAAAGGAUCCACUCAGGAGAGAAGCCAUUUAAAUGCUCAGACUGCGUCAUGAGUUUUUGUGAUAAAUGGAGCCUUAAAAACCACCUGAGGGUUCAUACAGGGAAGAAAGCCUACAAAUGUUCCAAAUGUGAAGAAAGUUUUUGUAGUGCAUCGAAUCUCCUUCGACAUCAGCGGCUCCACACAGGGGAAAAGCCUUUUAAAUGCUCCGAGUGCGGGAAGCGUUUCAGUCAGAGUGAACAACUCACAACACAUAAAAGAAUUCACACAGGGGAGAAACCAUACAAAUGUUUAGAGUGUGGGAAAGGCUUCCGAUGCAGGUCUGCUCUUACUUCCCAUCAAAGAAUCCACACAGGAGAGAAACCAUUUAAGUGUUCAGAAUGUGGGAAGUGUUUCAACAGAAGCACAAAUCUUACUGUGCAUCAACAAGUCCACACAGGUGGAAAUUCACACAAACCUAUGGCGUGUGCAGAGAACUUCCAGCCCACCACGCUGUGUACAGUUCAAUCCCAAUGCUGAAAAGUAUUGCUUUUAUUUGAUGGUGUAUUAAAGAUGUGUUGCAUGCAACAGCACAGAUACUAUCUCAGUUUCUAUUAGGGAAUGAACUGCAGGCAGCAGAGAAAUCUCCUUUCUCCUCUGCAUAUCCAAUCAUGGUGACCAGAUUUUGUUCCAGUGUACUUGUGUUGGUAGCACCAGCAAGGACUGUUUUUAAAGUUCAUGUUAUUUAUGUACUGACUUGAUUUAUCAUCUGUCUUUUAUUAAAUUGAACUCCAAAGAG
This is a messenger RNA of Heteronotia binoei (common prickly gecko), 2660 nucleotides long. Its product is annotated as zinc finger protein 436-like. The coding region runs from base 302 to 2401 and encodes 699 amino acids. The record is from RefSeq and is a predicted model, not a curated record. NCBI's taxonomy places the organism in Eukaryota, Metazoa, Chordata, Lepidosauria, Squamata, Gekkonidae. Gene Ontology annotation, molecular function: DNA-binding transcription factor activity; RNA polymerase II cis-regulatory region sequence-specific DNA binding. Gene Ontology annotation, biological process: regulation of transcription by RNA polymerase II. The transcript has 5 exons.